Pelobates cultripes (western spadefoot toad) is the source of this 411-nucleotide messenger RNA. The record is from the annotation of a GenBank genome assembly. NCBI's taxonomy places the organism in Eukaryota, Metazoa, Chordata, Amphibia, Anura, Pelobatidae.
AUGGCAUCCCUAACAUCCGCAGUCACCGCACUACGCACAGACAUAGAGGCACAGGACGGAUGCAUCCAGGCACUAGAAGCCCAGGCCCAAGCCACACAGCACCAGGCCUCAGCCACAGAUACAGCCCUAACAAGGCAGGGCAACAUGCUACUGGCCCUGCGCAGACAGGUUGAGGAUCUGGACAACCGGAGUCGCCGCUCUAACAUCCGGGUAAGAGGGGUGCCGGAGCGGGAGAGGACGGAGAAUGUUGAGGAGAUGAUGACCGAGCUCUUUAACCAGAUUUUAUGGAGCGACACGCUACCAGACAUCCGCUUGAGCGGGCACACAGGGCAUUACGACCCAGGAUUAGGGAAGGGGACCACCGUGACAUUAUUUGCUGCUUACACUAAUUUCCCCUUAAAGAAUGCAUAA